AUGAAAGCCGAUAUCCCCCCCUCCCCUCCACCUCUACGGAUAGCGCGUCAGGCAGCUGUUUUAAAACGGUCCGUGCUGAUAUAUAACCGAAGGAGAGCAGCAGGUCUUGAAGGAACGGAGCUUGACGACGGUCUGGUCCCUCCAUCUCCGGCUCUUGGUGCCUCCGUCUCCCGCUUCAGCAGCACCAACCACGGGGACGAGCCAGCGGACGUAACGUUACCCAAGAGGGGAAGUGGGCUCCGUCUUCUCUUUCAUCGGGCAGCCCCUAAGGCCUCUGUUUACAGAAGAGUGGCCAGGUCAGUGUUGUCCCGGACUAAAGACGAGGAGCACGGUCACCAGAUGCAGUCCGGCGUGGUGGACGGUGGCCUUUCAGUUGGCAAGAACCACUGUACCCGAGACCUGGUCACGUCCGGCCCACCGCUGCCCCUACAAUCCGCUGUGAAUCAGCAGCCAGAGAAAUGGAUGCCCCUCGGCACCAGCGAGGGUCACGCUGCUUUGGUCAGCCUGGACCAGCAGCCUCUUCUGGUCCCCCUCAUUGUCAAGGCUAACGGUCAUGACCACUGCGUGUUCAGCGAGGCACUCCUGGAUAAUGUUGUCGGACUGAAGGAUUCCUCUGCAGUGUUAACGUUGGAGCAAGACCCGGGAGGGACCGAGGAGGACGACAUUUGCGAGGCAGAGAUGGGCGUGGGGAAAAACACCACCUCCAAGUCGAUGGACAGCAGCAGCGAGGGCGGCAAGUACGAGGACGAGAGCAAACACGGCGCCGACUUCUACCCAAUCCCGGUGGUAGUGAAUGGAGUUAGCAGUGCCAGUGGAGACCAGGAUACUGAGAACACAGAGCUGAUGGCCAUCUACACCAAGGAAAAUCAAGGAGCUGAAAAGAGCUCAAUAUCUGAGACGCUUGACAGCACAGACAGCAUGGACGCAAGGAGGAUGGACAUGAUCUAUACCAUCGAGGACACCCCACCCUGGUAUCUGUGUGUGUUCUUAGGCUUACAGCACUACUUGACGUGUUUCAGUGGAACCAUCGCGGUGCCCUUCCUCCUGGUUGAGGCCAUGUGCGUGGGCUUCGAUCAGUGGGCCACCAGCCAGCUCAUCGGGACCAUCUUCUUCUGCGUGGGGAUCACCACCCUGCUGCAGACCACACUGGGCUGCAGGCUGCCUUUGUUCCAGGCCAGUGCGUUUGCCUUCCUCGCACCAGCCAGAGCCAUCCUGUCCCUGGACAAAUGGAAGUGCAACAGCACAGCACUUCCAGUACUGAACGGGACUGAGCUCCUCAAUACAGAGCACAUCUGGCACCCCAGAAUACGAGAGAUCCAAGGGGCUAUAAUUGUGUCAUCCCUCAUUGAAGUAUGCAUCGGAGCUCUUGGUCUGCCCGGGAUGCUGCUGAAGUACAUUGGACCUCUGACCAUCACCCCUACUGUGGCCCUCAUCGGGCUGUCUGGUUUUCAGGCUGCCGGGGAGAGGGCUGGAAAGCACUGGGGCAUCGCAAUGCUGACCAUCUUCUUGGUGCUGCUUUUUUCGCAGUAUGCUCGCAACGUUCAUUUCCCCCUGCCAGUCUACAAGGCCAAGAAAGGCUGGACCUCCUAUAGGCUGCAGGUCUUCAAAAUGUUUCCUAUCAUAAUGGCCAUCCUGGUGUCAUGGCUGUUGUGUUUCAUUUUCACUGUGACGGAUGUUUUCCCACCAGAGAAGAACAAGUACGGUUUCUACGCCCGCACAGAUGCACGUCAAGGAAUCCUCGCAGCUGCACCGUGGUUUAAAAUCCCAUAUCCUUUCCAAUGGGGCACUCCAACUGUAACGGCCGCGGGUGUCAUCGGGAUGAUGAGCGCUGUAGUGGCCAGCAUCAUCGAGUCCAUCGGAGACUACUACGCCUGCGCUCGCCUGUCUUGUGCUCCUCCGCCUCCCAUCCACGCCAUUAACCGGGGAAUAUUUGUUGAGGGUAUUUCCUGUGUCCUGGAUGGUCUUUUUGGGACAGGAAACGGCUCCACCUCCUCCAGUCCAAACAUAGGCGUCCUGGGAAUUACAAAGGUGGGCAGCAGACGCGUGAUUCAGUACGGCGCAGCUAUGAUGCUGCUGCUUGGUCUUAUUGGUAAAUUCAGUGCCCUGUUCGCCUCCCUGCCCGACCCUGUCCUGGGAGCCCUGUUCUGCACCUUGUUUGGAAUGAUUACAGCUGUGGGACUGUCGAACCUGCAGUUUGUCGACCUCAACUCCUCCAGAAACCUCUUCGUAUUGGGCUUCUCCAUCUUCUUCGGUCUGAUGCUGCCCAGCUACCUCAAACAGAACCCGUUAGUCACUGGCAUAGUUGAAGUGGACCAGGUGCUGAACGUGCUUCUCACCACUGCCAUGUUUGUUGGAGGUUCUGCUGCCUUUAUUUUGGACAAUACUAUCCCGGGUACCCCCGAAGAACGAGGCAUCAGAAAGCUGAAACGCGGUUCUGGCCUCAGUGCAGCCGAGAUGGAAGGGAUGAGAUCUUAUGAUCUGCCGUUUGGAAUGGACUUCAUCCGCAGACACUCAGUCUUCAAGUACAUCCCCAUCAGCCCAGCGUUCACGGGCUACCACUGGGGGAGGCUAAGGGAAGCCACCAGGAGCAGGAUGGGACGUGGGGAUGUGGUGAAGGGAGGCGCGGAGGGGGCCCCCUCACCAGGGGAGAGCCGG
Menidia menidia (Atlantic silverside) is the source of this 2655-nucleotide messenger RNA. NCBI's taxonomy places the organism in Eukaryota, Metazoa, Chordata, Actinopteri, Atheriniformes, Atherinopsidae. The record is from the annotation of a GenBank genome assembly.